This is a messenger RNA of Salvelinus namaycush (lake trout), 1245 nucleotides long. Its product is annotated as spermidine/spermine N(1)-acetyltransferase-like protein 1. NCBI's taxonomy places the organism in Eukaryota, Metazoa, Chordata, Actinopteri, Salmoniformes, Salmonidae. Bases 1 to 1245 code for a protein of 414 amino acids. The record is from RefSeq and is a predicted model, not a curated record. The transcript has 2 exons.
AUGGAAGACAAUGAGAGGGAUGAGAGGGAGCCAGAAGCCAAGCAGCCUGAUUCCUCACAGCCAGAAGACAAGCAGCCUGAUUCCUCACAGCCAGAAGACAAGCAGCCUGAUUCCUCACAGCCAGAAGACAAACAGCCUGAUUCCUCACAGCCAGAAGACAAGCAGCCUGAUUCCUCACAGCCAGAAGCCAAGCAGCCUGAUUCCUCACAGCCAGAAGCCAAGCAGCCUGAUUCCUCACAGCCAGAAGACAAGCAGCCUGAUUCCUCACAGCCAGAAGACAAGCAGCCUGAUUCCUCACAGCCAGAAGACAAACAGCCUGAUUCCUCACAGCCAGAAGACAAGCAGCCUGAUUCCUCACAGCCAGAAGCCAAGCAGCCUGAUUCCUCACAGCCAGAAGACAAACAGCCUGAUUCCUCACAGCCAGAAGACAAGCAGCCUGAUUCCUCACAGCCAGAAGCCAAGCAGCCUGAUUCCUCACAGCCAGAAGACAAACAGCCUGAUUCCUCACAGCCAGAAGACAAACAGCCUGAUUCCUCACAGCCAGAAGACAAACAGCCUGAUUCCUCACAGCCAGAAGCCAAACAGCCUGAUUCCUCACAGCCAGAAGCCAAGCAGCCUGAUUCCUCACAGCCAGAAGACAAACAGCCUGAUUCCUCACAGCCAGAAGACAAGCAGCCUGAUUCCUCACAGCCAGAAGACAAACAGCCUGAUUCCUCACAGCCAGAAUACAAACAGCCUGAUUCCUCACAGCCAGAAGACAAACAGCCUGAUUCCUCACAGCCAGAAGCCAAGCAGCCUGAUUCAUCACAGCCAGAAGACAAACAGCCUGAUUCCUCACAGCCAGAAGCCAAGCAGCCUGAUUCCUCACAGCCAGAAGACAAACAGCCUGAUUCCUCACAGCCAGAAGCCAAGCAGCCUGAUUCCUCACAGCCAGAAGACAAACAGCCUGAUUCCUCACAGCCAGAAGACAAGCAGCCUGAUUCCUCACAGCCAGAAGCCAAACAGCCUGAUUCCUCACAGCCAGAAGACAAACAGCCUGAUUCCUCACAGCCAGAAGCCAAGCAGCCUGAUUCCUCACAGCCAGAAGACAAACAGCCUGAUUCCUCACAGCCAGAAGACAAACAGCCUGAUUCCUCACAGCCAGAAGCCAAGCAGCCUGAUUCCUCACAGCCAGAAGACAAACAGCCUGAUUCCUCACAGCCAGAAGACAAACAGCCUGAUUCCUCACAGCCAGAAGACAAAUAG